UUUUUUUUUGUUUUAAUACAACAAUAUGAAGAAAGAUGACAUGAACAGUGGCAACCAUUAUACACAACUUUUGAACAGAGCUUGUAAAAAUGUUAUUCUUUUAUCUAAAAUUGAGCAACAACUUGUUGAACACGAGAAAAUAAAAACGAAUUUACAAAGAAAAGUAUAUCGAUUUGAUACUUGUCCUAACGCAGCAGAGAAGACAGAAACCCAUAUUAUUGAAUUACAGGCAAGAAGAGAUAGCCUAAAAGAAUUCAUAGAGGAUUUGGAGUCAGUGUUUAAGGAUCAAUUCAUACAGGCACUUUGGUCAGCAGCUGAUGUGCACACUCGAUUAGAAAAAGAAAAUAUUCCAACAACUGACGAAGCAGUGGAAAAACAGGCUUAUCCUGGCAAUUAUGAUCCGCAAAUUGAACUAUUAGAACAAGAGACAAAGACAUUAUUUGAAAAGAUACUAGAUAGAACUGAAUUCAGCAAAAUUCAACAAAAGAUCAAUGCAACAGAACAAUUUUUACGGCCUGUCUUUAAGGGAUCAGAAUCACACAUUAAUGUACAACUCUCAGCUCAAGAAAAGAAAUUAGCAUUUUGGGAAAAACAACACAAGAAACAGUUGGAUCUAUUGAGUGAAGAUCAACUCACACAAAGGAUCACACUUCAAUUAUUAGGUCUUCCUGAUCAAGAAGUAACAGUAGACUACAGUGAUUCAUAUGUGAAAGAAAUGGCUCACCAAUCAUUGAGUGAUCAUUUGGGUAAAGAACUUGUCCGUCAAUUCAUUGCUGCAAAGAAGAAAACAUACCUAGAGAAAGAUGCAUUAGCCAUGCGUGCUCAUCAAGCAAAGAUCAAGAAACGAAAAGAACAUAGAAAGAACUUGAAAACUGCUUUAAGAAAGCUAACAAAAAUAGAAAAAGAGUCAAAUGAAGCGUUAGAAUUACUAGAGCGAGGAUUAAAUGCAGAACCUGUAAAGCAUGUCUAUGAUCAUUUAGAGCAUAUUGAUCAGGUGACAAAGUAAACAGUGCUUUUUCUUUGACUUCGACUCAUCUUCUUCUGUAUAGAAAUCAUUCGGAAAUACUUGAAUUCCUCAACAAACCAGGUGAUUUAUUACCAGAACGUUUUCAUUCUUCUUUGGUACCUCCCGGCAUUCCGAAAUGCAUCAAUUUAUAUGAGGAAAAUAGCAGCCUAAGUAGUGUGCUUGCUACUACCAUAACUCAAUAUACAGAAGAUAGCUUGUUCUCAGAUAUUAAAAACAGUAUAGAUGAACUAGAACAACGUAUCUUACAAUAAAUGUUGCAUGAAAGAGUAGAUGAG
Molecule: messenger RNA, 1302 nt
Organism: Gilbertella persicaria
Lineage: Eukaryota; Fungi; Mucoromycota; Mucoromycetes; Mucorales; Choanephoraceae
Exons: 4
Coding region: 26-1006 (326 amino acids)
Source: RefSeq, a predicted model, not a curated record